GUGCGGCAGUUUGAGAUUUCGUGUGCGAUGGACGCCGAACAGAUCGAAGCCAUGGAAGCCAGCAUCCAAGAGAAGCUCCGCGCGAUGGAGGCCAUGGAGGGCCUGCCCAAGGAGGUCGAGGCCGAGAUGGAGCCCAUCGAAGAGAGCUCGACCGAAGAGGCCAAGUCGGUCGCGUCGUCGUCGGGCGACCACCAUCCUCCCAAGCCCUCGUCGCUCACCGACGACUACGAAGACCACUCGUCGUCGCCGAUGCACCACGCGUCGUAUGCGAUGAGCCAGCCCGAGAUCCCGCGCCCGCCACGCAAGGCCAAGUACGCGUACGUCCGCCCACGCUACUUGGACGUCGAGCGGUCGCCGCUCUUCAUCCGGCUCCGCGAAGAGCAGGUGCUUCGGCGGCGCGAGCUCGAGCAGUUCAACAAUCUGCGUGCGCAGCAGCGCAAGGAGGCGUGGGAGAUGCUGCUGCGGCAAAAGCAGGAGGCCGAGGCCAAGGAGCGGCAAGUGAUCCAGGACCGCAACAUGGACGCGCACAGCUUUCGCCAGAUGAUGAAGACGCCGUCGAGCUUCACCAAGGAAGAAGACACGCGACAUUCGAUGCCGGCGCGCAUGUCGCUCUCGAGCGUCCGCUCGUUCCGCCCCAACUCGGCCAAGAUGGCCCCCGCCGUGUGAUUCCGCCUCCUAUGUCAAUGUCUGUGAAUAUAUGAUGAUCCUACUAC
Messenger RNA from Saprolegnia parasitica CBS 223.65, 713 nucleotides. RefSeq lists its product as hypothetical. The record is from RefSeq and is a predicted model, not a curated record. Bases 28 to 666 code for a protein of 212 amino acids. Lineage: Eukaryota; Oomycota; Saprolegniomycetes; Saprolegniales; Saprolegniaceae. The transcript has a single exon.